AUGUUUAUAAAAUCAUGGGCGCAUAUAUGUAAAUUAAAUGAACCGUUAACCGGGACUCUACCGGAGGAAUUAACUCCGGUUAUCAAUCGUACCGUUAUUGACCUCCACGUGGCGGAUCUCGAGUCGAAGAUGUUGGAAUUAAAUGAACCGAGAACACUGGAACUGCCUCCGGUUACGAAAACCGGAUCCGGUUUGGUUAGACUCACGCUCGAGUUAACUCGGGAGCACAUCGACAAGCUCAAGGAGCGUGCCGAGAGUGAGGUAACUCGCUUGUUGUCGACGUUCGUGGUCGCCAGCGCGUAUCUGUGGAGUUGCUUGGUGAAGGCGCGUGGAGGCGACGCGGAUAGACCGGUUGCGUUUAUGUACGCGGCGGAUUUUCGAAACCGGUUGAACCGGCCGGUUCCGGAUAAUUAUUUUGGGAACUGCGUGUUCCCAAUUGGUUGUUUUGGGUACGAAGCUAAGAUGUUGAUGGGAGAAGACGGUUUUGUAAACGCUGUUAAGAUUCUAACGGAUUCUGUUAGAGAUUUGGGUUCAAGAGGGAUUGAAACGGUUUGCGAGUUGUAUGUUGAUGGGAUUAAGAAUCUCAAACCGGGUACUCAGAUUGAUUCGGUUUCUAUACGAGGCGGAUUUUGGGUGGGGGAGACCGGUUAA
Messenger RNA from Eruca vesicaria subsp. sativa (arugula), 651 nucleotides. The record is from the annotation of a GenBank genome assembly. NCBI's taxonomy places the organism in Eukaryota, Viridiplantae, Streptophyta, Magnoliopsida, Brassicales, Brassicaceae.